This is a messenger RNA of Ixodes scapularis (black-legged tick), 1327 nucleotides long. RefSeq lists its product as uncharacterized. NCBI's taxonomy places the organism in Eukaryota, Metazoa, Arthropoda, Arachnida, Ixodida, Ixodidae. The transcript has a single exon. The record is from RefSeq and is a predicted model, not a curated record. The coding region runs from base 130 to 1122 and encodes 330 amino acids.
GACAUGACCAGCAAUGCAGCUGAGAGCUUCAUGAGCAGAGUAUCAUAAACUAUCGGGGGGAAACGUGUCGACUUCAGUAAAGGAGGUGGCUACAGGCGCAGAUGCCAUGUCGCAGCCCUGUCUUACAAUAUGAGGAGCCCACAGUGGCACUCAUACUUUUACAGAAGAAAGUACGGAAGAAGCCGUGGUACGCCAAUGGGAAAACUCGUUGAAAGAAUCAAGCAGAAAACCACGACCAGGCGGUCGAAAAGGAAACUUCAGUUUCAAGAUGCAUCGACCUCCUCAAAAGGACCCAAGUUUUCCUGCGAGGCAGAUAAGGACUACGGAGACAGUGCACAAACGCCAGACGUGUCCCCAGCUCUGUACGCACUAAAAGAGAAGGAGUUCGUAGAGUCACUUUGUGUAACUCUUGAAAAACAGCCGGAGGUUCAGAUAGCCACCAAAGACCAACCAGAAAGCAAGCUCUGGCAUGAGGAGAGACGGAAAAGGAUCUCUUCAACGAAAUUUUAUGAUGUAUGCAGGAAGCACAAAGCUGGGUUCAAGUUUGAGAGCGUGGUAAAUUCGAUUCUUUACCCAAAACCGAUAAACACGCCGGACUUGGAGUAUGGUCGAAGUCAUGAGAAAACCGCAGUGGAGGCCUACAAAAAAUCGCACUCUAAUAUCAGAGUACAGGAAUGUGGCCUGUUUAUUUCUCUCGACAUGCCGUUCCUUUGCGCAACACCAGACAGACUCCUCAAUGAUGAUGGCGUGCUCGAGGUCAAGUGCCCACGAAGUGCUCUCGGGUAUCCCACGCUAGAGGAAACUUCUAAACACCAUAACAUUGCCAUCAAGGUUUGUAAGAAGAAAGGUUCUCUUAGUCUCCGACCCACCCAUCGGUAUUACUACCAAAUUCAAGGGCAGUUGCAUGCGACCGAGCGAGACUACUGCGACUUUUUUGUCUGGUCCCCGAAAGACACUUUCCUUCAGAGGAUAACGAGAGAUGGCUCCUUUGGGCAAAGCUGUGUGGAGCAGUUGAGGCCGUUUUAUUUCGGUUAUCUUCUUCCAGAGAUUCUGGAUUCACGAGUAGCAAGAAACAUGCCUCUGAGAUCUGAGCCCGUCACUAACGAGAUUGAGGAAUUUUAAUUUUUGAAGUGCUCAAAUCAAAGCCCUGUCUCCCACCAUCCCACUAUACUGCGCCGCUGGACUCUGCUCCUGAGCGAUGUGAUAUGUUUGUGUUUCAUCAUGGAGAUGCCGAUGUCACUUGUGUAUUAUACAGUUCCAUAUGCACAUUCUUGCUUUACGAUAUACUCAAUUUUUGUACCACAUGCAUUUUGCUUUUUCAUGCGCU